UUAUUUUAUGCUGCUGUUGUAAAAAGAGCUGAACUUUGUCUGUUGAUGGCACAGCGAAGUAGAUCAAUAUUGGUCUUGGACGUGAGGACAGUGUGCGCUCUCCCGUCUGACUGGGACGUGAACGCGGGGAUUUCUUCACAUCGCUCCACUGCCACGGGAGACCCUCUAUAGAGGUGUUCCUUAAAUCAACCGAGACUCUUGCACAGCUGAGCCUCUGGAUUCUACAAAGCAGAGUUACCAGCCGCUGAAUCAAGACGUACCACACCCUCUUCAAAGACACUCCGACCAAAACCCUCAAGCUGAAAGCUGGUAUUCACCCAAGCGACUGCACACAGACACCCAGGCAGGCGAGUGUUAGAGCUGGCGAUCUUCUGAACACGACAUGGUUUAUACCCAUGGAGCUGUGCUGAACACCUGAACUGGAUGAGUUUUGAGAGGAGACAGCCAGGUGACAUGCAACCACAGCGCCGAGUGGAGGAGCUGGGUUAUCAGAACGGCUCGCGGAUCAUGUUCUCUGGCGAUGGACCGGGCGAGCGACACCAAUACGCCUCCCCCCCGGCCCCGCUGCGCGUCACUCAAACCUCCCCCCUGGAAACAAACACCCCGGGCAUCCCUUCCCUGGAUGACUUCAUUCCAGCCCACCUGCAGAGGGAAGCAGGCCAAAGAGGGCUCGCCUCUCCCGGACUGCUCACCCCUCCUCCCAGUCCCUGCUCAUCGAGCCAGGGCUUCGGGUUCAAGACACGGCCCGCACAGAAGAUCAUGGUGAUCAAUGGCGAUGGCUCCCACACCCUGAAUUUCGAUUCCUACGAACCCACGUUUCGAUCACCUGCUAGGGGGGCGCCCCCCCACAAUCUACACGAGGGCUGGCAGGUGAACGGAUCCGGCCCUGCCAGUGUGUGGCCCCUGCACACAGGCGGGGCCCCUGGUGCGGGGCCCCCCAGGAGAAGCCUGUCUCCUACCAGGAGGGGAGACAGUCCUGUGGAACACUCUCCGAGCACAGCGCCCCCUUCCUCGGAGACAGGGCAAUCAAAGCUGAUCAAGUUCGCUGGGAUCGGACCCGUGGAUGAGACGGGAAUGCCCAUAGCCUCCAGAUCAAGUGUACACAAGCCCAGGGACUGGUACAGGAGCAUGUUCAAACAGAUCCACAAGAAGACUCCAGAAUUUGACUUUGACUGUGGUGGACUCAGCGCUUCAGAUGCUUGGUGUCCCCCGGUCCGAGGUGAAGACUCGUCUCCUAGCCGCCCUGCUGAGCUGGACGUCGUGGACGGAGUCUUACCUGAUGGAAAUCUCUUUGGGCUCUCCCCUUACAGAGCUCUGCCUGAUUGGAGUGAGCUGGGGCCUGGAGACACAGAGUGUGACCGGGGGAGGGCAGGCAGGCAGCACCCAGAACCAAGGAGCAUAUUCGACUACGAGCCAGGCAAGACCACCGCUCUGGAGCAGGAGAAUCAGAUCCAGAGGCCCCUGACAGAGUCUCCACCAGGGCGGCGCUCUCCGCCCAUUGAGGAGGUUCUUGCCAAAGAGCUGAGUCAGUUUCAGGCAGAGCUGGACUCGGAUAUUGAGGGCAUGCAGAGGCGCCUGUCUCAGAAACAGCACCCCCAGAGCCCGGGUGAGAGUACACAGAGUACGCCGGUGAGAACACAUUUCUUUGCCGACUCACGGGACACCAGCUCUCUGACCUCGAACCAUCCAGCUGCAAAGGGGUGUGGCCUGUCGUCUGUCAAUCACCCGCACUUGAGCCCACGGAGUGCGAGAAGGGGAGGAGCUAGCCCCACGCACGGCAGGAGUGAGUUUCCCGAGUCCCGCAGUGAAACCAUGGAGCUCCCUCCCAGACGAGCGGAGAAGAAGAUGAAAGCAGCCCACGCCAAGUUUGAUUUUCAAGCCCAGGCUCCAAAAGAGCUGACCCUGCAGAAGGGGGACGUCGUGUACAUCCACAGGCAGGUGGACGCCAACUGGUACGAAGGAGAGCAUCAUGGGAGAACGGGCAUCUUCCCAACCAGUUAUGUGGAGAUCAUCCCCCCGAGCGAGAAGCCCACCCCAAUCAAGACGCCCACGGUGCAGGUGCUGGAGCACGGGGAGGCCCUGGCCCUGUUCACCUAUCAGGGGGACCUGCCAGUGGAGCUGUCCUUCCGCAAGGGCGAGCGGAUCUGCCUGUCCCGCAGAGUGGAUGAGAACUGGCUGGAGGGGAAGAUCUCGGGCACGGCUCGGCAGGGCAUCUUCCCGGCCAGCUACGUCCAGGUGGUCAAGAUGCCCCGCACCAAAUCAUGUGACGAGUACCCAGCAUCCCCCAAGGCAGGCCGCCAAGCCCCCCUCAGCCCCUCCCAGCCUCCCCGGUCACCAGACCCCCCAGCAAAGCCCUGGAGCCACACAGAGCCUCUUCUCUCUCCCUCCCGGCUGCACCCUUCAUCCACAGCCUGUCUCUCCCAGACCUCCCCCGGGUGUCCUUCCCCCCUCUCCCCCUCCUCUCCUCUCUCCCCCAGGCUCAAGCUAGCCCCUGCCUCCCCCCGAUCUCCUUCCUUCAGCCCCGCCCCCACACAGCACAGCCCCUCCCAGCGGGCUGGGCAAUCCUCUCCAGGCUCCGCCCAGUCGCAGCGGCAAGCGCCCGCUCCGUCCAAUCACAAACCUGUCUCCUCCUACUCCCAAUGGACAAGCCUCCCCGCUGAAAACGGGCAGGCGGAGUCUCCAGCAUUUCUAUCCAAUCACAAGCCUGGCCCCUCCCCCCAGUGGACUGCUCCAGCCCCUUUUGGGCAGACCGCCUCCCAUCGUCGACCUGACCCCCCGCCCACAACUACUCCAGACCCCUCCCCACCCGAGAAGCAGGCACCAGCACCCCUGACCAAUAGCAGGCCACUCCAGUCACCCCAGGGCGGGGUUUCCUUAAACACUCUCCAGUCCAGGAAUAACAAGACCACGCCCCCUCCACUGACACUGGCCAAUCACAACGACGCGACACAUUCCCGGCUGAUGCUGUACAGAGCUGUUUAUAACUACGCUCCUCAGAACAGCGAUGAGCUGGAGCUGCAGGAGGGGGACAUCGUGCAGGUGAUGGAGAUGUGCGAUGACGGCUGGUUUGUAGGGGCUUCCGAAAGAACUCGCGCCUUCGGGACGUUCCCAGGAAACUACGUGGCGCCCGUCUGAGGACACGCGGGCACGACACCACCCUGGAGCCCUGGCACCUACACUACCCCCCCCCCCCCCCCCCGAACCUCCAAACCUGGACAAGCACCUGGAUAAAGAGGACCGGCCAUUCUACCAUUCCCGAUUACAUACGACCCCCCCCCUCCACAAACUCCUUGGAACAGCCAGCCACCAAACCAGCCGUCUUAACAAAUACAAGCCUUGCUACUGGAUGUGAUCCAGCUCCCCAGCAUUGUAUAUAGAAGCACCAUACUAACAGGGCUCUACUACAUCAGCAAGGGUGUGGGGACUCUGUGCUGGUUAAUCUGCACCUACCGUAUUGACCAGAGCAUCGCUGUGGUGUGGUACAGGGAGAGCUCUCGUGCUGGAGUCUUUGAUGGGAAUGUUUUUGCCUUUAUUACGGAAUUCCUUGGAGAUCUGGAGCAGUAAACUACAUUCCCCCAAACCCAGCAUGGGGGGCUUGGUGUAAGAGUCAUGGCUGUCUUUGCUGUUCAAGCACAUGGAUUAUUUCAAACCCUUCUUCUGCUUUGAUUCUCUACCAGACCGUGGGACUGCAGUGGAUUACCAGCGGUGUGGCUUGUGUGUGAGAUUCCCUUUGAUGCAUUGAAGUAGGUUUUUUCGCUGUACUUUCUGCCAGUGUCGCUUGCAGGUCAGGACCGUUGAAUGACCCUUGCCAUUGACCAUCCCUUCAUUUCUGCCCACUGGGACUGCCUGCUCUUGAUUGGUCACAGUGGUCGAGUCUGUUGGGCGGGCUCUGAGACGAGCCAAUCGGAACUGGCGGAUUGGGAGUGAGCUUUCGAAUCCUGUAUUGCGAGAAGGUUUUGGAUAAACUGAACUGAAUGAAAUGCGUGUUGGCUGUGUUUUAAAAGCUUAAAAAGGGUCCUGCCUUUCAUUAGGGGUGGUGCCAUUUUCAUUAUCCAGUUACUGUGCAGUUAUCCACCAGCACAGAGCAGAGGGAGGCUGUUCAGAGAGUAGAAGAGCCUCCCUUUCUCUUUCACUACUCCACCAGCACAGAGCAGAGGGAGGCUGUUCAGAGUAUAAGAGCCGCCCUUUCUCUUUCUCUGCUCCACCAGCACAGAGCAGAGGGAGGCUGUUCAGAGUAUAAGAGCCUCUGCUCCACCAGCACAGAGCAGAGGGAGGCUGUUCAGAGAGUAUAAGAGCCUCCCUAUCUCAUUCUCUGCUCCACCAACACAGAGCAGAGGGAGGCUGUUCAGGGACUAUAAGAGCCUCCCUUUCACUUUCACUUUCUUUCUCUGCUCCGCCAGCACAGAGCAGAGGGAGGCUGUUCAGAGAGUAGAAGAGCCUAGCUUUCCCUUUCCACCCAGCUAUGCUACUGCAAAACAAUUGCACAAUCUCAGAAGCUGCUGGUGUGGUGCAACAAUUCUGAAAGUACGAGGGCCUUGAGAUGCAUGAAGCUUGACCUGUGAGUCACUGAAAGACUAACCGAGCAUUCCUUUCCAAAAAGCAUUGCUUCAUUUAUUUUGCAAUGACAAAUAGCGUUACCCAGUGCAGUGAAAACUCCGUUAUGGCGGGGUCAAGCGGCCAAUCAAAUGUGGCCUUAUCCGGGGGGGGUCUUACUACUGAAGUCAAAAACAUUUGUCAAAGAAUUUCACUGAGAUGUUAUUUAUUUUAGUUCUGUGUAAUCUUUCCUAAUUUGCUGUUGUAGUUUCUAAGAGUUCUUAUUCUAAGUGAUUACAUCAUGAUCAUUCAUUAUAGUAAUUCUUUAGAACUUUUUGGCCUUAAUACUGAAUACAGGGGCAGCCUUAAUAUUGAGGGUGUUUAAACAGUGACAGCAAUAGGAUGGAAAUUGGGACUGAAAAAAAAUAAAAAAUCAAGUGUCCUUAACUAUGCAGCGGCCUUAUUGCAUUGUAUUAUUGUGAUAAUGAUGUUAUUAUGAGAUCUAUUUUAAUAAUCUAAACCGUGGCGGAUGUUCAUAUCACCGCAAUGAAACUGUGUUUUUAUUUGUACUUGAUAUUAAUAGAGAACACAACGAACACAAUGUAAAAUUAAAGGACAGCAAUGCUUUCCUUGACUGUCGGGUUUGUAUUUUGGAGGUUGCUUCUAGGAGGCUGUGUGGUCCAGUGGUUAAAGAAAAGGGCGUGUAACCAGGAGGUCCCCGGUUCAAAUCCCACCUCAGCCACUGACUCAUUGUGUGACCCUGAGCAAGUCGCUUAACCUCCUUGUGCUCCGUCUUUCGGGUGAGACGUAGUUGUAAGUGACUCUGCAGCUGAUGCAUAGUUCACACACCCUCGUCUCUGUAAGUCGCCUUGGAUAAAGACGUCUGCUAAAUAAACAAAUAAUAAUAAUAAUACUAAAAUCAGGAUCCUCUCUUAUAAAAGUGAAAGCAAGGUGUGGGGUAGGUAAGCAUUGCCCAGCAUAUAUAUAUAUAUAUAAACAUUGCAAACCCUGGGAAAGUGUUGGUAAAUUACUGUGCAAAUUUACUGCAGUAAACUUUUAGAAGGGCUAUAUAACACUGUGCAACAGCCUUUAUUCUGCAUGGUUAAUUAUAUAUACUCUGUGUAGCCACUUUGUUAGGACCGGUGCCUCAUCUUGAGUUGGGCCACCAUUUGCCCUGAUCACAGCCUUGGCAUGGCACAGCAUGGCAUAGACGCCACAAGGUGUCGGGAGGUAUCUCGCACAGUUCUGGCAUGGCGGAUUGGUGCAUGGUAGUCUUCCAAUUUGCCAUCAGGGAAUGGCAUUGUGCUCUAGGCUUGCCCUGCAGAGUGAUGCUUAAGUAAACUAUUGGUUUGGCUUUCGGGGUAAGGGCGGGACCCAGGGUAUAGCGGGAGAACACGUCCCACACCAGGGCGGUGCCCGCUCCAAUCGGGUGCAGACAGGUCCUAAUGAAGUGGCCAGGCAGGUAUAGAUCACACAGGAAGGGAAGAUGGGUUUUAGUAUUCUCCUGCAAUGUAUUUCACUUGUACACGAGGUGCUGUGCUCACAUGUUUCGAUGGCUAAUAAAUAAAUGCAAAUAUAUCGCUUUUUAGAACAUGGUGUAGAAAUGUCUCUAAAGAAAAGGACAGUCUGGCAAACACUACCUCGGAGAGAGUCCAACAAAGGGUCCUCAGACUAAUCCCUGGGAUUGAAGGAAUGAGCUGUGAAAAUAGCUUCAAGAAACUGGCUUUAUUUAGCCCAGAACAAAAAAUAAUUGGGGGGGCCAUGACUGAUGUACAUGAUGUUAAAUAAAAGAGCAAAAAUA
This is a messenger RNA of Acipenser ruthenus (sterlet), 6334 nucleotides long. RefSeq names its product vinexin-like. Gene Ontology annotation, molecular function: protein binding. The record is from RefSeq and is a predicted model, not a curated record. Bases 424 to 3135 code for a protein of 903 amino acids. Lineage: Eukaryota; Metazoa; Chordata; Actinopteri; Acipenseriformes; Acipenseridae. The transcript is spliced from 22 exons.